This is a messenger RNA of Seminavis robusta, 2017 nucleotides long. The record is from the annotation of a GenBank genome assembly. NCBI's taxonomy places the organism in Eukaryota, Bacillariophyta, Bacillariophyceae, Naviculales, Naviculaceae.
UUCCCAGAACACUCGAGCAGGCAAGCGUUCUGACACCGUCGCUGAAGUUUGUGUUGUCAACGAUGGUUGCGGCUUUGCUUAUUGAUGGCGGGGUGAGAGGAGAGUGAUGGGCGGUGGCAGGCAAAGGGAUUGAUUAGAUCUCGAUGAGCUUUGAUUGACAGCAGCCGGCUUUGCUUGUCGCUGGCCGGGGGUACGGUGCCAGCCACUGGCUGUAGUAGGCCAGCCAUCGCUCGCGACGUUGGAAUCCUCGUUUGGUUUGAGCACUACUGAUACCGGUAUGGCGGGAAGGACAUCGUGCUCUUUUUCUUCUACAAGUAGUGUUGAGCAAUAGGAGGAAGGAAAGCUGGGAUUCGAGUCGAGUCCCAGUACUACAACCACUACUUCAAUACGGUAACACUUCGACUGUACCGGUACCCGUACCCGGAACGUACUGAUGUAGCUUUCAAACGUCUGCGGAGAACGGAGUUCAAACUGAGAGAGCAGGUGUAAAUCACGAGAAGCAUGGUACAUGUAGCAAGAGCUGUUGCUGUUGCCCCCGCUUGCUUGCUAGUGAUGGCCUGCUGGGAUAGACGCGACUGAGACUCUCAACUGCAGCCCCGAAACUAGUCGUAACAUAUGCCCGCACCUUCCUUGGCUGAUUCAAUCUGGCUAGCAAGCACGAGAGAGGGUCAACUUUGUGUGGCUGUGCCAGAAAUCUACUCCAUAUCGUAACGAUGGCCGUCAACAGCAGGAUGAACGCAUGAGUGACCAAGUCCCCCAAUCCUGUUUGGUUCCCAUUCUACUCUUCAUAUGUUCUUAUGUCUCGUAGCCCUUCAAUUCCGGUAGCUGAGUUGCUUUUUAGGGCGUGGUGCCAUCCAGCUGCCCAUUCGUAUCAAUAGCUGCACUUGGACCGUAUGUUGUAUCUGGAGCACCUAUACGAGCCUCAAGGUACCGGUACAUUCAACCCAGUACCGUAGUUCUUGUGUCAUCUACUUCUUUCAUUCCGUCCUCAGCGAAUUCGUGCACACAACGAUCAGCCAAGCAACCAAGUUUCUGAUGCGCCUGUCCUCUUCGACCUCUUCUUUUUGUACCGGACAGUACGCUAAUUUUACUCCACGGUCCCAGCAAUCCCCUGCAGCUGUGCGGUUGCUGACACGUACCUGCAGCUGUGCGGUUGCUAACAUGUACCUGUCGCUGGAUGAAUGUGUUUUCUUGUGUACCGGUUUCCAGACUUGGGACAAAAUGGUCUGUUGGGUGCCUGCCUGUCAACCCUCAAAUUCAAUUUAAGGUUUCGAACAAGUGUGACAUCUUUUGUUUUUAUGAGGUCCUACUACCAGAAAGGACGCCUCAAAUGUACCCAGAUUUGACCCCUUCUUCCUGAAGCGGUACGGUACCGGGACAUCGAGACACACAAGAUAUUCAGUGUGCCUGUCCAGCAAUCCAACAACAGUGAUGUCUCAUCUUUGCUUGAGAAUCUAGCCAGAGUACUGUACCGGUACAGCGUACAUGUUUGUACCGGUAGGGAAGUUGUCACGGAAAACUCUGGCCCACCAAUGCUCUCAUAAAAGCCACCACAAAAACCAACAAGCCAAUCGAAAAGAAACAAGUUCUGUUGCUCUUCUUCAAUUUUGUCUCAGCCCUGAAUUAUCAAUAUGAUUUCUACUGCUUCUGCCAACUUCAUCUUUGCCUUGGUUCUUAUGACAGUGCUCUUGCUUGCUCCUUCCACCGAAGCAUGGAGCGGCAACAAGGCCUAUGACAACCGAAAUCUCUUUGGAGUUGUCGCCUCCAAGGAUUAUGAUGACUAUGGGUAUGCAACCGUGGAAGACGCCGACUCUGUUCCGGAUGCUUUUUUGAUUUUCAGCGCCCUUCUUCGAUGGCUCCGAUAGACGGCGCGGUUGAACGCUUCGACGGCCACAAACUAAUGAAAACAGCAUCAUUACCAACCACUCUGCACACAGACAGCACAUACACCCAAGCAUUGCCAUCUUUAAACGUAUCAAACUAUUUAUUUACUAAAGCAUACUAAGAACGAGUUACC